CAGUUAAUAAACAGCGAAAAUAAAUAAUUAUCGGGAUUUGGCUUUAAGAAAGUUGGGAAUAUUAUAAAAGCAAAUACUAAAAUUCUAGCAUAAGUUGCAUAUACGGUUUAAGUUAGGAUUAAUUUUGGUACAAUAUCGUGUAUAGCGUACUUAAAAGAAAAAUAAUGUAAUGGUCUUGCAACCGCAACUUGGGACGGCGAGGACCGGGAGGAUUGUGCUCGUCCCUUUCUUUUUAGGUGCUGGUAAUGGCGUGGGACGGAGAUGGUAUGGUUCUCUCUGUCUGUGUUUGGAAUGAGACUAUCCAAACUAUGUUUAACUCCAUGUCGUUCAUUUCUUGAUUCAUUCGCUCAUUCAUCCGAGUGUCUAUGGUUUUAGUGUGUUCUCAUGUAAUCGAUUUAAAUCGAUUCGAUUAAAAUGUGCGAUGUUGGAAACAAAUAUAAUGUUUUAGGUGGCAUUAAUACAAAGUCUAGUAAUAAUCUUCUUUUAGUUUGCAAAAAUAUGUUCUUAAUUAAACGAUAAAUAUUCCCUUUGUUAAAUCUUUGUUGGUUCUUUUUCUACUAAUUGAACGAAUAAACAGAAUCGGUGUCAUGUGUUUCCGGCGCACCAAGUGCGAAAACCCUACUCUAUGGAAUCUUCUUUCCAUUUCCCGUCUCUUUUGUCGUGUGUGGUUGUCAUGAAAUUUUUGCGGUUGCAUGGUGGCGGUCGAAUUUCCGAAAAGGGUUAUUAACUCAGAAAAUCCGUUCUAAUUGGAUCGAAACUGCAUUUCGAAGUGACAGCUUCAAAGAGUUAAAGGAGUACAGUGAACAACGAGAAACAUACCACGGAUCAAGGUAAAUAUGCAUCACGAUCCACGUGCAUAGUACCGGCGCGUUGCUAUAUUUCGGCGGUUCCGAGAAGUAAAAUUCCUUGUUGUUUGUUAAUUUCAGUUCGUGGAGGAUAAAGCACCGGUUUAGCGGUUUGGGAGGUUCGGUGCCGUGCAUAUGUAUGGGAAGAUAGUGAAACAUUGGUGAGUUUUUACUAUCUUAUACUUGGCGUAUAGGUUAUGAAUUUCGAACAUCAACUAUAGUGAGUUUGUCCUUCCGCGUGUUUCAGCACAACACAAUGGAAGACAUACUGGCUAGCAUUCUUCAAAUGCGAGAGAACAAACUUAAAAUAUAUAUUGAGGGCAUUCAAUCCGACGAAGCUGGCAAUCUCAUAAUUGAAAAUGUAUCUGCUACAGUAAGACAUUUGAAUAACCUCAGUGAUAAACUAGAAAGGGAGAUACGCCACUACACGACUGCCUCAUCGAACCCCGACUUAGCCAUAGUUAAAAAUGCCAUGGAUCUGCAACUACAGGCUGAGGACUUAAUCAUGAAUAUAGAGUCCAUGACGGUUGUAUCUGAACCUCAUGAUACAACAACGGAACGCCAAAUGAGUAUCAAACUCCCAAAACUGCAAUUACCUAAGUUUAAUGGAGAUCAGCUGCGGUGGUCAGAAUUUUGGGACCGGUUUGUUUCAAAUAUUGACAAUCAGCCCAUGGCUGAAGCUGACAAGCUUAAUUAUUUGUUAAGUAGUCUGGAGGGUAAGGCAUUGGAAGCUGUAGCGGGCAUUAGUAUAACCAAUCAUAACUAUGCCAUUGCCGUGGAGGCGCUCAAGUCAAGGUAUGGGUCAAACGAUACUCUGAUAGAUUUACACUACACUGCGCUAACCAACAUGGGACGAGCGGAAUAUUCAGCAUCCAGUUGUAGGCGUACACUAGACGAGAUCGAACGGCACCUGCGGGUACUGGAAAAGUUAGGUGAGGACACUGCAGGAAACCACCUCCGUGCUGCCAUACUUGCCAAAUUUCCAGAACAAGUUCUACACCAGUAUCACCUCAUGCCCCAACAGUCGAAGGAUAAUUCUACAUCAACGGUGAGAAGGAUUUUACUGGAUAUUGUGGUGGCUAUGGAGAAGGCCCAGACCCAGCCAAUUCCAAAAGGACUGGAUACAAAACCUGAAGUUAUUACAACGGAAGUUCUCCAAACAAAGGCUGAAUAUCCAGUACGUAAUGAUUCCAAAUAUAGACAAAGAAGAAAUUUAAAGCGAAAGGCGGACAAUCCAAUUAAAAAUAACAUACCUCCGAAGAAGACACGGUUACCUUGCAUCUUUUGUAAACUUCAAAACCAUAACAGUGUGGACUGCAGAAAGUAUAGUGACAUUGAGUCUAGAAAAAAGCAGUUAUCUGGCAGAUGUCACAAGUGUCUGAAAAGGAACCAUAAUACUGACCAAUGCCAUAAGAAGAUAAAAUGUUACCGGUGUGGUGAUGGACACCUCCAACUUCUGUGUCCAAAGCCAAAGGGUAAGGAAAAUUCUCCUGACAGUAGGCACUCAAUGGUAAAGUGCUAUAUGGCAAAUAUAAAUAAGUACAAUUUUUUACAGACAGCGGUGUCGCAAAUCAUCAACCCAAGCAACAACAAAAUAAGCAAGCAUAAGUGCAGACUUGUUUUGGACUGUGGCUCACAGAGAAGUUAUAUAACAGUACGGGCUGCUUCCAGACUACAGCUAUUACCAGAUAAUGAAGACCGACUCUUAGUGUUCACGUUUGGAGAAACCACUCCAAAGGAAAUGCCAAGCCCUUCAGUAGACAUAGUGCUAGAAACCAAACGUGGCACCCAGAAACAAGUAAGAGUAAAUAUCGUUCCACAUAUUACAGAGAAGUUACCAAUAGCUAGGUUUGAUCACUCAAUGGUUGAUCUAGCAGCCGAUGACGAUUCUAUUGGGGAAAAUGUGGAUCUCUUAAUAGGGAACGAUUAUUAUGAAGGCUUCAGACGUCAAGGGAAGAUACAACUUGAGGAAAAUUUGUAUUUGAUAGAUACAGACUUUGGCUGGUUGUACUCUGGAGAUGAUAACUGCAACCAUGCUGACAUCCCAGAAAAUACUUUAACUGUGACCACUUACUGCCACUGUCACAAUUCAAGCUGCCCUUAUUUCACCGAACCGGACUUACCCCUCAGAAAUAUUGACAUAAAAUUUCUAUGGUCUCUUGAGUGUAUUGGUAUAAAUGACUCUCCCAAGGCUACUAGACAGGAUGAGGCUGUAAAACACUUCAAUGAGACUAUACAAUACAACAAGGGCCGUUAUGAAGUAACGUGGCCAUGGAUUGAAUAUCCACCCCAGCUUCCUGUCAAUUUCGGCAUGGCGUUAGGGAGACUGAAGAGCUUGGUCAAUAGAUUGGAUUCGGCAACGCUACAAGAAUAUGAUGAUAUUCUGAAGGAGCAACUAGACGGAAAUAUCAUUGAAAUAGUUGAACCACACGGGAAUGACACCGAGCACCCUGUGCACUACCUUGCUCAUCACAUCGUAAAAAAUGAAGGAAAACGUGGAAGGAUUGUUUACGAUGCUUCAAUGAGAGGAAUGGGCAAGAAAAGCUUGAACGAAUGUCUAUACAGUGGGCCCUCUAUGCUCGAGGACCUCACAGCCCUUCUUCUGAAGUUUAGGACAAAGAAAAUAGGAAUCGUGGCUGACGUAGAGAAAGCAUUCUUGCAGGUAGGACUUCAAGAGAAGGACCGUGAUGUGACAAGGUUUCUGUGGAUUAAAGAUAUCACGAAGGACCUAACGGAAGACAAUAUGUUAUAUCUUCGGUUUUGCCGAGUCCCAUUUGGCAUUAUUUCAAGUCCUUUUCUCCUGACAGCGACAAUUAGAUAUCACAUGUCACAGACGGAUGGAAGCUUACUGAAGGAUAUAGCAAACAACUGUUAUGUAGACAAUCUAGUAACUGGAGCAAACUCUGUGAAAGAAGCACAAGAAAUUUAUGAAAAAACGAGAGAAACCUUUGGGCAAAUAUCUAUGAACAUAAGAGAUUGGUUGUCAAAUAAUAAGGAAUUUCUUGACCUUAUACCUUCAGAGCAGCAAGCAAAACAUGAAAAUACAGUAAAAAUUCUUGGAUUGUCAUGGGAUGUGAAGAAGGACACGUUGAAAUUGAAAAUUACUGAUCAACACUUUGACAAAGAUGCUCCAGCCAAUACUAAGAGGAAAGUACUUCGUACGUUAGCCCGAAUCUAUGACCCGUGUGGAUUCAUUUGUCCGUUAACCCUACCAAUCAAGACUUUGUUUCGGAGCAUCUGCGAGCAAAAACAUAAAUGGGACACCAACCUACCAGAAGACCUGGUGAAGUCUACGCAAGAAAUAUUGAAUGAGAUAAAAAUGAAUUUACACCUAGAAUUGCCAAGAUGUGUGACAAAUGUUGAUCCAGGUUUAGAGACAACAUACAUGUUAAAUUGUUUUUCUGAUGCCUCAAAGGCGGGAUAUGCUGCUGUCAUUUAUCUGACAACAAAGAGUAACGAAGGCACAUCAGUCUCGUUCUUAAUGGGAAAGUCGAGGAUAGCCAAAGGUGAAGAUACAAGCGAACUUCAUAUACCGAAAUUAGAGCUACUGGGUUUACUCAUAGCAAGUAGACUCUUAAAAUAUGUAAGGGAGAACCUAUCUCUUCCAAUAAGCAAAGAAAUGUUGUGGACCGAUAGUUUAGUCGUACAUGGAUGGAUGCGGUCAGACAAACUGUUACCACCCUUUGUAUCAAACAGAGUUGAAGAGAUCAGAAAAAACCAAAUGCAAGCAGAGUUAUACUAUAUUAACACUAAGAUGAACCCAGCUGAUGUUGCCACAAGACCUGACAGAUGGAGCCAAUCCAAAGAACUUUGGUUCAAUGGCCCCGAAUUUUUAAGACAGGAUGAAACAAUGUGGCCUACAAAUAGGUACUAUAUGAACCAUAUGACAGUCCUUUCUGUUGGGGAGGGCCUGGACCACAGUGAACACAGGAGCGUCCCAGAAACGAAUUGUGGUCCAGGGAAUGAACUAGAAACUGUUGAAGCGAAUGACAACCAGCAGAUGGAAGUUGAUGACCAAAUUGACCAGUCUGUGAGCAAUAAUACAUGUGAUGACAUACCAGAGAUUGACUCAGUACAGGACACAUCUUCAUUGAACUCAGCAGAUAGUACUAUAGUAGAGAUAAAGAAACUACAAAAGCUUCAUUUCGCCAGCGAGAUUGCAGGAAAGGUGACACAUCUGACUAGAAAUCUUGGGUUGUUUCUAGAUGUGGAUGGUGUACUGAGAUGCUAGGGACGAAUGGUAAACACUACAUGGAAUUAUGACAUGAAACAUCCCAUAUUGCUUCCCAGAGAUAGCGAAUUUACAAAUAAGAUAAUCAAGGAAACGCAUGAAAAUAAUUACCAUGUUGGCACUACACAUACUCUUAGCCUCAUUAGAGAGAAGUACUGGAUACCACAAGGUAAACGUCAGGUGGAACGAGUGGUCUCAAGAUGUCAACGGUGCAUCAAACACGGCGGUGGUCCUUAUCGCUUGCCAACUGCGCCCGAUCUACCUACCGAAAGAGUGAACUAUAGCACACCAUUCACGUACUGCGGAGUAGAUUAUUUCGGACCGCUUUAUGUCAACACGCAAACUGGCAAGCAGAAGAGGUGGGUUGCCCUAUUCACUUGCUUGGCUGUUCGAGCCAUUCAUCUUGAGAUUGUUAACGACUUGACAGCAGAAGAAUGUCUCUUAGCACUUAGAAGAUUUGCUGCCACUAGAAACACUCCACAACGAUUGUAUUCAGACAAUGCCACAUGUUUCAAACUAACGUCGGAAGUCGUCAGUAAGCCGUACUGCAUUGAAAGAGGAAUUGAAUGGCGAUUUAUACCUCAGCUGGCCCCGUGGCAUGGUGGAUUUUACGAACGACUGAUAGGUGUAGUGAAGCAUUCUCUAAAGCGCACUCUCGAAAAGCACCUUCUUGGAGAUAGCAAGCUGUUAACAGUGCUAAAGGAGGUAGAAGCUGUAGUCAACUCAAGACCACUUACUAAAAUUGGAACCGAAGUGAUCCACAUAUUAAGACCAGCUGAUUUCCUAAGUCUGGGAAAAUGCUUAACCUUGACUCCGGCAACGAAUAGUGUCUGUACGGUGGACAGUUCAAAAAUUCAAGUUAACCUAAUAGAGAGCUGGAAAAGGGGCUUGAUAAUCCUAGAGGAAUUUAAGAAAAUAUUCAUGGCACAGUACUUGACGAGUUUGAGGGAGAGAUACCAAAACUCUCCUAAACAACCAAGAAUUGUGUCUGAUUGCGAACCUAAACUGGGAGAUAUUGUUCAAAUAAAAUCGGAUCUAAGAAACCGCGAGUUGUGGAAAGUCGGAAAGAUAGCAGAGCUAAUAAGGAGUGCAGAUGGUAAACACAGGGUUGCUAAAGUUAAAGUAGGAGACUCUAUUAUGACUCGAUCUAUAGGUCAUCUCUACCCAUUGGAGACUGAAACAGAUGGCUCUCCGCGAACGGUAGCGACAGAGGAGGAACAAGCUGCAACACCUCUAGACACGCCGAUAGAGUAUUUGGAUCUGGAUGCUGUCCCAAGUGGAGGCGAUGGCAUACGGCCUCCCCAAACAAAUCCAAUACCUGAGAAUCAAGACGAGACAGUUGCUACUGAGGAAGUAAUGCCUAUACAAGAAUCUAUGAUGAACACUGAAGCAUCAAGAUCGGAGGAAGCCACUUGCAAUCCUGACGGUAUGCUACCGGAAACUAGGACUAGGAGAGACGCCGCUAUUCGUGCCAGAGCGAAAAUCUUGGAGUGGACACGUCAUCUGCUCACACUACUGCAAUAGGACUCCUUUUGGCUGUGGGAGUGUCGCGCACAGCGCGAUUCGCCAUGUAAAAGUCGAAAGAUGGCGAAAAGGUUGUGCCGCGGAAACGAGGAGAGAGAUGAGCAGAUUUCGUG
This is a messenger RNA of Cydia pomonella (codling moth), 6713 nucleotides long. RefSeq lists its product as uncharacterized. Gene Ontology annotation, molecular function: zinc ion binding; nucleic acid binding. Bases 1102 to 5076 code for a protein of 1324 amino acids. The transcript has 2 exons. The record is from RefSeq and is a predicted model, not a curated record. NCBI's taxonomy places the organism in Eukaryota, Metazoa, Arthropoda, Insecta, Lepidoptera, Tortricidae.